This is a messenger RNA of Aspergillus chevalieri, 1608 nucleotides long. RefSeq names its product MFS transporter. Gene Ontology annotation, molecular function: transmembrane transporter activity. Gene Ontology annotation, cellular component: membrane. NCBI's taxonomy places the organism in Eukaryota, Fungi, Ascomycota, Eurotiomycetes, Eurotiales, Aspergillaceae. The coding region runs from base 1 to 1608 and encodes 535 amino acids. Gene Ontology annotation, biological process: transmembrane transport. The record is from RefSeq and is a predicted model, not a curated record. The transcript has a single exon.
AUGAACAGCAUACCCAUGGCGAAUGCGGAAUCCGACAUCGAUAGAGACGGGCAUCAUCCCGAUAAUGAGGUUGGACUCCGGCAUCGUGAUGAAAAUCUAGAGCCUGCAGUCGACGAUGAGCAAAAGAUAGCCACGACCUCCGCAUACGCGGCUGACAAGAUGUCAAUUACCCAUGAAUGCGUCUUCAUCGCAACGAUAUGCACGGCUCAAUUCACGACACAAGUAGGCUUAACGCAAACACUUGGCAUCCUGCAUCAGAUCGGCGACAGCUUCGGUAUCACGAACCCAGGUGUACUUUCUUGGUUUAUUGCUGGCUAUAGCUUGACCUCGGGGACCUUUAUUCUCAUUGCCGGCCGACUGGGGGAUCUCUUUGGUCACAAGAGGGUUUUUUUCAUCGGCAUGCUGUGGUUCGCUCUCUGGACUAUGGUUGCGGGGCUCAGCGUCUAUUCUAAUCAGUACCUGUUUAUAUUCGCCAGAGUGUUUCAGGGACUGGGCCCUGCUGCUGUACUACCCAACGGGCUUGCGCUGCUAGGGAUUUCCUAUCGCCCGGGAGCGAGGAAAAACAUGGCAUUUGCGUUAUUCGGUGCCUGUGCUCCAGGUGGUGGCGUGUUUGGUCUAGUAUUCUCCGGUCUGUUUACACUAGCUUGGUGGCCGUGGGCAUUCUGGAGCUACGCCAUCACGCUGGUGCUACUUGCUGCCCUCAGUGCCCUAGUCAUCCCAGCACAAAGCCGCUCUCGCGACCAAGACAAGCCGCUUAGAGAAAAGCUCCAAAUGCUCGACAUCCCCGGAGCCGUCACCGGCGUCGCAGCGCUGGUGCUGUUCAAUUUUGCAUGGAACCAAGCUCCAGCAUACGGCUGGCAGCAACCGUAUAUCUAUGUCGCUCUAAUACUCGGUGUUCUUUUCGCGGUUUCGUUCUUCUUCAUCGAGACUCGCUGGUCCAAGACGCCGCUUGUACCCUUCCAGGUCUUUACUGGUGAUAUCACUUUUGUUGUGGUCUGCGUCGCCUGUGGCUGGGCCUGCUUCGGUAUCUGGAUCUUCUACGUGACGCAGUUCAUCGAGGUUCUGAGGGGUGGUUCGCCGUUGCUCAACGCCGCGUACAUCUGCCCUGUCGCCGUCUCGGGCGCGUUCGCGUCCGUGACUACGGGCUUUCUGCUGCAGCGCAUACGCGCCGCGUGGGUCGUGGCAUUCUCGCUCAUGUGUUUCAUGGUGGGGACUAUCCUUGUGGCGACGGCGCCGGUGCAUCAAACGUACUGGGCCCAGUUGUUUGUGUGCAUGCUGAUUAUCCCGUGGAGUAUGGACACGUCGUUUCCGGCGGCAACGGUUAUUUUCUCCAACGCUGUUAAGAAGGAGCAUCAGGGGAUGGGCGGGGCCUUGAUUGGCACGAUCGUCAAUUAUAGUAUCUCGCUUGGGUUGGGAUUUGCGGGCACGAUCGAGGUGCAUGUCAACCAUGGUGGCACGACCCCAGCUGAUAUUCUGCAAGGGUAUCGUGGCGCUUGGUAUUUUGGUAUCGGGUUGACUGGGAUAGGCAUUGUCUUGAGUCUGAUCUUUGUCGUGAAGGUGUAUUGGCAUGACGUCAAGGAACGACGGAGCCUAGAAGCGAGACAUUAG